CCCACUCCCACUAACGGAUCUCCUGCUCCACGGAAAGGAUCCAACUUUCUGGAUCUAAAUGAUCCUCGGAUUGUUCAGGAAGGAGAGGUUCUUUUCACAAAGGUGACAAGUCCAAGUUCUCCAGUGGUGGAAGAUUAACCUAAACUCUGCGUGUUUUUAUGAGCGCAGCUGCUUGAUCUGGAGGUUUAUGUGCGAGCUGCGGCAGAGAGACAGAGGAGCGCUGAGGGAAGGAGCUGGAAACUCACUGGAAAAUAAAGCAACAUGGGCAAGAAACUAUGUGGAACCAAUUAUCCUCUCAGCAUCUGCUUCAUAGUGGUGAAUGAGUUCUGUGAACGAUUCUCCUACUAUGGCAUGAAAGCGGUGCUGACGCUGUAUUUCCUCAGCUAUCUAAAAUGGGACAAGGACCUCUCCACCGCCAUCUAUCACGCCUUCAGCGGCCUCUGCUACUUCACUCCCAUUUUGGGAGCCAUCAUUGCCGACUCCUGGCUGGGAAAAUUCAAGACCAUCAUCUACCUGUCCAUCGUUUAUGUGAUUGGCCAUGUCAUUAAGUCUGUUGGAGCCAUUCCUACUGUGGGAAACACCGACGUUCACAUCGCUCUGUCCAUGGUCGGCCUCAUCCUCAUCGCUUUAGGCACGGGUGGAAUCAAACCCUGCGUGGCGGCGUUUGGAGGAGAUCAGUUUGAAGAACAACAUAUAAAGGAAAGGCAGAAAUUCUUCUCCAUCUUCUACAUGUCCAUCAACGCUGGGAGUGUUUUGUCAACGUUGAUAACACCAAUCCUCAGAAGUGAAGUGAAGUGUUUUGAUAGUGAAUGCUAUGCCCUGGCUUUUGGAGUUCCUGCGGCUUUGAUGGUUGUGGCUCUAGCUGUGUUCAUAUUUGGCAGCAGUAUGUACAAGAAGACUCCCCCUCAGGGAAACGUCCUCGGAGAAGUCUGCAAAUGUAUUGGUUUUGCCAUCAAAAACCGCUGGAGAAGCUCGAAGCCUGGCCUACAGAGGAAGCACUGGCUGGAUUGGGCUGAAGACAUGUACCCGAAGCGUCUUAUCCAGGAGAUUAAGAUGGUUCUACGGGUUCUGGUUCUUUACAUCCCCUUGCCCAUGUUCUGGGCUCUGUUUGAUCAGCAGGGUUCCCGCUGGACUCUCCAAGCGACAAGGAUGAACAUGGCUUUUGGAAAUUCCUUCACCAUUAAGCCCGACCAGAUGCAGAUGCUGAACGCGCUGCUGAUUCUCGUCUUUGUACCCAUCUUUGACCUCAUCAUAUAUCCGCUCGUCGGCCUCUGCAGGAUCAAAAUCACGCCUCUGAGGAAAAUGGCCACAGGGAUGGUCUUUGCAGCACUAGCCUUCGGGGCCGCCACCCUGGUGGAGAUCAAUGUUGUGAAAACCGUGGUGGAACCUGCGCCAGCCGGCCAUUCCCUGCUACAGGUUUAUAAUCUGGCCGGAGAAGACAUCAGUGUGAAUUUUGCUGGCAGCAACCUGUUUCAACAACCCAUCAAACACCUUCAGGACCCUCUUGAGUAUGAAACUCUUCCACUGGGGGGUUCCAACACGGAGCUACAUGUUGACGUCACAUUUGCAGGAAAUACGUCCAAAUGCACUUUGUCCUUUGAAGAACAAAAGGCUUAUAGUCUCAUCAUAUACAAGGAGGAUACUAAAAUUAAUUGCGAACGGGUGGAGGAUAACAUCAAGAAAAAUGAAGAUGGGAGCCCGAACGUUCGCUUCCUAAACACACAGACAGAAGCCAUAAACAUCACUGUGGGAGAAACUGAGUUUUAUGUGCCAUCUGACUACGGUAUCAUAAACAAGAGUGUGGAUCAGGGAAGUUACGAAGCAGUUGGCUGCAGCCUCGGGUUGACCGAAUGUGAAAACCUCAACCUGGGCCUGCUGGACUUUGGAGCUUCUUAUACUUUCAUCCUCUUGCAGGAAUCUGGUAAAAUUGUGGCCAAUAAGAUGGUGGAUGUGAGAGAAAACAACGUGCACAUCGCCUGGCAGAUCCCCCAGUAUGCCCUCAUCACCGCAGGAGAGGUCAUGUUCUCCAUCACAGGCUUGGAGUUCUCCUACUCACAGGCUCCAACCAACAUGAAGUCAGUGCUGCAGGCCGGCUGGCUGCUCACAGUCGCAUUUGGCAAUGUGAUUGUGCUGAUUGUGGCCGAGGGGGCGGGACUGGAACAGUGGAUCGAGUUCCUGCUGUUUGGAGGCCUGCUGCUGGCCGUUUGUGUCAUCUUCUCCAUUAUGGCCCACUUCUACACAUAUGUUGACCCCGAACAGCUGAACAAACUGUACUCUGAGGAGCCGGGAAAGGAGGAAGAUGAUGGAGGCGAAAUCAAGAAGAAGGAAAUUGACGACAUGCCACUGAAAACAAGAGAAAAAAGCACCAGACUGUAAUUGCGUCACAGAGCUUGGUUAUUAGACACUUCUAUUGGUUUAGAGGUCCAAUAUUCUGGGUAUUCAGAAAAAUAUUCAGUGAAAUUCAUCAACCUACUCACUCUUGAGUUUGCAAUCACACAGGAAGCACUGGAACCAGUUUAAAUAUAUGUAAUGUUUACCUGAAACAAUGAUUUCCCGAUGAUCAAAGGUACCGCUGUUGACUUUUAAAAUUGCAUACGUUUGC
Molecule: messenger RNA, 2602 nt
Organism: Cyprinodon variegatus (sheepshead minnow)
Lineage: Eukaryota; Metazoa; Chordata; Actinopteri; Cyprinodontiformes; Cyprinodontidae
Gene: slc15a2
Product: solute carrier family 15 member 2-like
Exons: 22
Coding region: 262-2376 (704 amino acids)
Biological process (GO): oligopeptide transport; transmembrane transport
Cellular component (GO): membrane
Molecular function (GO): dipeptide transmembrane transporter activity
Source: RefSeq, a predicted model, not a curated record